Molecule: messenger RNA, 2817 nt
Organism: Elephantulus edwardii (Cape elephant shrew)
Lineage: Eukaryota; Metazoa; Chordata; Mammalia; Macroscelidea; Macroscelididae
Gene: SMARCAL1
Product: SWI/SNF related, matrix associated, actin dependent regulator of chromatin, subfamily a-like 1
Exons: 17
Coding region: 1-2817 (938 amino acids)
Biological process (GO): DNA repair; replication fork processing
Cellular component (GO): nuclear replication fork
Molecular function (GO): ATP-dependent chromatin remodeler activity; ATP binding
Source: RefSeq, a predicted model, not a curated record
AUGUCCUUGCCCCUUACAGAAGAGCAGAAGAAAAAGAUCGAGGAGAAUCGACAAAAGGCUCUGGCACGUCGAGCUGAGAAAUUAUUAGCAGAACAGCAUCAAAGCACAACUAGCUCUUCCCAGAAUCCCCCCCGGAAUCCUUCAAAACCAGUUACCCAGGAUGUCGUUUUCAAGCAGAAGAACCCCACUUAUUCAUCGAAUCCCCGCAAAAGUCAGCUUAACACUCCAGAACCAACAGAAAAGGCCUGGAAGAACCAGGAAGAGAAGACCACCAGCUGCCCAAGCCACAGGCCAUGGAGUCAGAAAACUCUCAGCGGGGUCGUCCCUCCCCUGGCCCAAAGCUGUAAGAACGCCAACCAACAGACCUUGGCUUUUGAGUUAGGCAAUGGUCACGUUCAAGCGUCACACAAGACUACACUGACACCCACUGCUAAUGCAACUCAUGGGCUUUUGACUAAAUCAGUGAGGUCCCAGGAGACACCAGCCUCUUCCCUUGGACAGCGUCCUGGGGAUCCUGUGUUACUGACAGAGAGAGUGCCACCCUCCGCCUCUGGACAGACCGUUGCUGAUGUCCGUUAUGGCUCAGGAAAGGUAACCUCUCAGACAGAAGGAAGACUUCUACAGGAUCCAGGACAGUCACUCCCAAAGGAAGUAAGCUCGCAGAAGGGCCUGUGCAUAGCAAAUGGAGACCGUUUCCAGGUGAAGAUUGGGUACAAUGUGGAGCUGCUUGCAGUGUUCAAGAGUCUGCCCAGCAGACGUUACGAUCCUGUCACCAAGAUGUGGAACUUCAGCAUGACUGACUACAGACCCCUGAUGAAGGCAGCUCAGGGCCUCCCCACAGUCACCCUGCAGCCUUUGGGGACCAGCAGUGGUGGCGGCAGCGAGGCGGUCCCCAGCAGCGGGGGACAAGCCAGCCUUCCAGCAGCACCAUCACCUGCCUUAGUCAAAGGUCGGUGCAUACUCAUCUCCCGAAGCCGAUUCGAGGCAGAAGUCGACUAUUCAAAAGAACUCAUCGCAGUGUUUCAACAGCUGGGUUCCAGGAAAUACGAUGUCAAGACCAGGAAAUGGAACUUUCUCUUGGAAGAGCACAAUAAACUGAUUCAGAAAGUGCGCUGCCUUCCACAAGUUCAGCUGGAUCCUCUGCCCAAGACAGUUGUCCAGGUUUUCGCUUCUCAACUGGAGAAGACGUCUCUUGAGCGCCCCGCCGAUGUCCCUGAGGCAGACCUCUCCGAGGUGGACGCCAAGCUUGUGAACAGCCUGAUGCCCUUUCAGAGAGCCGGUGUCAAUUUCGCCAUAGCAAAAAGAGGCCGCCUGCUGCUCGCCGAUGACAUGGGCCUUGGCAAGACCAUCCAAGCUAUCUGCAUCACGGCCUUUUACCGGAAGGAGUGGCCCCUCCUGGUGGUGGUCCCAUCGUCUGUGCGCUUCACCUGGGAGCAGGCCUUCCUCCGGUGGCUGCCAUCUCUGAGCCCAGACCACAUCAAUGUCGUGGUGACCGGGAAGGACCGCCUGACAGCCGGCUUGGUCAACAUUGUCAGCUUUGACCUUCUUAGCAAGUUGGAAAAACAGCUAAAGACCCCUUUCAAAGUCGUCAUCAUUGAUGAAUCUCACUUCCUCAAAAACAGCAAGACUGUCCGCUGUCGAGCAGCUAUGCCCAUUCUAAAGGUUGCCAAGAGGGUGAUCUUGCUGUCGGGCACCCCAGCCAUGUCCCGGCCCGCUGAGCUCUACACCCAGAUCAUCGCGGUCAGGCCAACCUUCUUCCCUCAGUUCCAUGCCUUCGGACUGCGCUACUGUGACGCCAAGCGGAUGCACUGGGGGUGGGACUACUCAGGCUCCUCCAACCUCAGCGAGCUGAAGCUUCUGCUGGAAGAAUCGGUCAUGCUGCGGCGCCUCAAGUCUGACGUCCUUUCCCAGCUCCCUGCCAAACAGCGCAAGAUGGUAGUGGUCGCCCCUGGACAGAUCAGUGCCAGGGCCAGGGCCGCCCUGGACGCCGCAGCCAAGGACAUGACCACCAAAACCAAAAAAAAGGAACAGCAGAAGGAAGCCCUCAUUCUCUUCUUCAACAGAACAGCCGAAGCCAAAAUCCCGUCUGUCAUAGAAUAUAUCCUGGAUUUGUUGGAAAGUGGAAAAGAGAAGUUUCUAGUGUUUGCACACCAUAAAGUGGUUUUGGAUGCGAUCACAAAUGCCCUUGAGAAAAAGCACGUGCAGCACAUCCGCAUCGACGGCGCCACGUCCUCCGCCGAGCGCGAGGCGCUGUGCCAGCAGUUCCAGCUGUCUGAGAGGCACGCCGUGGCCGUCCUGUCCAUCACCGCGGCCAACAUGGGCCUCACCUUCUCCUCCGCCGACUUGGUAGUUUUUGCCGAGCUCUUCUGGAACCCAGGGGUGCUAAUUCAGGCCGAGGAUCGUGUGCACCGCAUCGGACAGACAAGCUCUGUGGGCAUUCACUACCUCGUGGCAAAAGGCACAGCGGAUGACUACCUCUGGCCCCUCAUUCAAGAGAAGAUUAAAGUUCUGGGUGAAGCUGGACUUUCGGAGACUAAUUUUUCAGAAAUGACAGAAGCUACCGAUUACUUCUACAAGGACCCGAAGCAGCAGAAGAUCUAUGACCUGUUCCAGAAGUCUUUCGAGGAAGAUGGAAGCGAUAAGGAGCUCCUGGAGGCAGUGGAGGCUUUUGAUCCAGGAAGUGCUUCAGGAACAUCUGGAAGUGGUUCCCAGGACCUGGGAGACACCCUGGACGAUGGCCAGCUCACAGACAGUCCACCAAAUAAAAGGAGAUUGGAAUUUUUUGAUAACGGGGACAGUUUUACCUCUCCCCUUUGA